Molecule: messenger RNA, 1064 nt
Organism: Octopus sinensis (East Asian common octopus)
Lineage: Eukaryota; Metazoa; Mollusca; Cephalopoda; Octopoda; Octopodidae
Product: mediator of RNA polymerase II transcription subunit 8
Exons: 9
Coding region: 130-948 (272 amino acids)
Biological process (GO): regulation of transcription by RNA polymerase II
Cellular component (GO): core mediator complex; mediator complex
Molecular function (GO): RNA polymerase II cis-regulatory region sequence-specific DNA binding; transcription coregulator activity
Source: RefSeq, a predicted model, not a curated record
AUCGUCUGAGACGACAUCCAUUUUGUCAAUCAUGUGAUGACAGUAACAACAUCCGCUGAACUCUCCUCUCUUGCAACACACCGGAAGUAAUCAAACUUAUUAGAGAUAUUAUUUACCCGACAGAUAAACAUGCAGCGAGAAGAAAAACAGUUAGAAGCCGCUUUAGAUACAAUCACACAGAGAAUUUCUGAUUUGAAAAAUUGUAUUCACAGUUUUCUGAUGAAAAUAGAACAUGAAUAUGCUUCGAUGUCAUGGCCAAAUGCACUUGAUAAUUUUGCCUUGCUCUCAGGACAGCUGAAUUCAUUGACACGAUUAUUAAAAAGUGAAAAAAUCCCACCUUUGAAGAAUUAUGUCUUACUACCACUUGCUCUUUCUCCAGAUAAAGAUCCAGAACUUGAAAAACUAACUGAAGGCCGAUUAAUGAUUUUCAAUCAUGAAGUUGUUCCUGUAUACCUACGAACCAAACCAGAACCUGAAGUUGAAGAGAAGUUCAAUGAACUUACCUGUCGGUUAGGCCCUAGCAGCCAUGAUACAACACAGCCGUACAUGCUGUACAGCCAGGGCAAAGGAAUAAAGAAUGAAAACAUGUUAGUUGAGGACGCAACAGUAACUAGAAAACAAUUAAAUUCUCUAAACAAAAUCACCAGCAACAUCAUUGACAUCAUCAAUUCUGCUCGAGAAGAAUGGGAAAGCGAAGCAAAUCAGAAAUCGGCACAGCCACAGACAUCUUCAAUGGCAGAUACCAAUACUCUAAUUCAGGCCAUCACUAUUGGAAAAGGUCUCAAACAACCGACACCUCGACGUUCUGAGAAUUCUCAUCAGAAUAACAACAUUAAUACUCAGCCACAGACUCAGAAGCCACCAGCUUCCACCAAUAUUUCUAAAGCUCCAAGCACUAUCAAGACUAACAUCAAAGCAGCCUCCAGUCAUCCUUACCAGCGUUCCUGAGGUAGUAUUUGAAACUGUGUGCAAAGAAAAAAAACGCACAUCUAUAUCUCAACAGAUAUUACUACAGUAUUUCUGACUGCUAACUUAAUGAAGGUAACAGAAAAGAGGAUCUAUAU